AUGGAGAUGGUCACCAUACCUAAGCAAAGUAAAUCGUUCACGACUAUCCUUCCAAGUGAAUCGAUCACUAGUCGACUUUACAGCGAAGAUCUCGCACCGACACCAACAGCGAAACGCACAUGGACAACAUGGAAUUAUGCGGCACUAUGGAUUUCCAUGUGCCAUUGUUUACCCACAUAUGCAUUGUGUGGCAGUUUAAUCACAAGCGGAAUGAAUUGGUUGCAAGCACUGGUAACAGUUGGUCUUGGAAAUGUAAUCAUAUUGAUUCCUAUCUUGCUUAUUGCACAACCGGGUACGAAAUACGGAAUUCCAUUUCCUGUUCUGGCUCGAUCAGCGUUUGGAACUUGGGGAAGUAAUAUACCUGCUAUGCUUCGGGCGUUAGUUGCUUGUGGUUGGCUUGGAAUUAAUGUUUUUCUAGGCGGUGAAGCGUUGAAAAUAUUUAUUAUUGUUGUUUGGCCCAAUUAUGCCAAUCUUGGUAAUAAUUGGACACUACUUGGUUUAUCGAUUCCAAGUUGGAUCACCUUUCUGUUGUGUUUAUUUAUGCAUGUUAUCAUUAUUUACUAUGGUAUGGAAGCAGUCAAAAAAUUCGAAAAUUGGGCAGCGCCUAUUGUUCUCAUUAUGGCUGGUGUUCUUCUCGUUUGGUUAGUGGUCAAAGCUAAAGGUUUAGGUUCAAUGUUACAUCGUCCAUCGAAAUUCCAAACAUUUCACGAGUUCUGGAUCGUGUUUAUUCCUUCAUUAACAAGUACGGUUGGAUUUUGGUCGACUUUAGCAUUGAAUAUUCCUGAUUUCACGCGAUUUGGGCGUAGUCAACGUGCUCAAAUUAUUGGCCAAUCACUUGGAUUACCUUUGACUAUGUUAGUUUUCAGCGCUAUGGCAAUUAUCAUUACUAGCACCGCUCAAGAUGUAAUCAGCAAUGCCACAGGAAAUCUAUGGGAUCCUGUUUAUCUACUUUCAGUCAUCACAUCACCAUCACAGGGAUUCUUUUCUACACCAGUACGUUUCAUCAUCGCUAUAGUUUCAUUAAUCGGCAUCUUAAUAGCCACAGUAUCAGUUAAUAUCGCCGCGAAUGUUGUUUCACCAGCGAAUGAUUUCGCAAAUAUGUUACCACGAUACAUUUCCUUCAAAACGGGUGGUUUAAUCACUUGUGUAUUAGCUGUUGUGAUCAUGCCAUGGAAAUUAUUAUCCAGUUCGGAAGAAUAUGUCUUCACAUGGCUGAUUGGCUACUCAGCUCUCUUAGGUCCAUUAGCCGGAAUACUCAUCGGCGAUUAUUAUUUCUUACGAAAAUGUCAUUUAGAUAUCGCAGACUUGUACUGUGAUACAUAUCCUAUCUUCACUUAUCGAGCGAUUAAUUGGAUUGCUAUAUUUGCACUUGUGAUUGGUAUUGCACCUAAUAUACCGGGCUUUAUUCGAAGUUUAGAUCUCGAUCGGCAUCGAGAGAAGAACUUCUUCGAUGAAAUUUAUAUGUAUGCUUGGUUUAUUGGAGUAGUUCUUGCAGGUUUUAUCUACGUCCUCGCUAUGUUUUUGUAUAGACGUGGCAAUAUGUAUAAAAUUCGAUAUCGAUUUUAA
Adineta ricciae is the source of this 1566-nucleotide messenger RNA. Lineage: Eukaryota; Metazoa; Rotifera; Eurotatoria; Adinetida; Adinetidae. The record is from the annotation of a GenBank genome assembly.